AUGGCGAAAACAACACGUUCACCCUUCCUCGAUAUCCUCCCACCAGAACUCCGGCUGCACAUUUACACACACCUCCUCGUCGCCCCUACAUCCAUCAAAGGUCCCGUUGCCCGUCAUGAGACCAAAUACGACCUCCAUACCGCCAUUCUCCGAACCAACAAGCAAAUUUACCACGAAGCCCGCUCUGUAUUCUUUGGCAAAAACACUUUCUACAUAACUUCCAUACCGCCAACCUCAUCCAACAGUAACUCCAGUCAUGAUGUCGCAGAGGAAGAAGAAGAAGGCUCGGGAGCCUUUGAACCCCCUCUCCAACUUACCGACCUUCCUUCAGUCCGCCAUCUCGAAGUCGAUCUACUCUACUACCCUAACUCCAUGACGACAACUCUGGAUUCCCGCGACGGCGUCUGGAAACCUGUGUCUAUCGGUGCCAGACGCUACACAACUAGCUUAUCCUACUUGCUUAGUACCGUCUCGCCAAGUCUGCUCAGCUUGACCCUCUGCGCAGACACACGCCGCUACAUCGACAGCACCUCCAGCCAGGACCCUAACCGCGUCAGCACCAAAUCCGAAACCGACAUCGAGCGACUGCAAGUGCAAAAAUUACUUACGGGAUUUUACAUGGCGGACAGCAACUCUCUUUUGAGGAAAGCAAUGAAGGACCUACUCGUUCGGGAUGUCGGCCUGCAUUUCGAUUUCCCGGAAAGUUACUUUGACUUUAUGGUUGGUAGAGAGAGGCUCUGUGGACAGAGUCUUGUGGAGUUGGCGGGCCAGGUGUUGGCGGCUAGGAGUGAGAUCAGGUUCAAGGCUGCGAUGCAAGAGGCGGGUGUAGGAAAUGAGUUUGCGGAAGAGGGUACAGUGAAUUUGAUCCCGUUUCCGUGUUUAUAG
Molecule: messenger RNA, 885 nt
Organism: Alternaria burnsii
Lineage: Eukaryota; Fungi; Ascomycota; Dothideomycetes; Pleosporales; Pleosporaceae
Exons: 1
Coding region: 1-885 (294 amino acids)
Source: RefSeq, a predicted model, not a curated record